AUGGCAAGCAGGCGAAAAUCUACAACACCCUGCAUGGUCCUUGCCAGUGAACAGGAUCCAGACCUCGAGUUGGUAUCAGAUUUGGACGAAGGUCCGCCUGUACUUACACCUAUAGAAAACACCAGAACAGAGAGUGUCUCAAGUGAUGAAGAAGUUCAUGAGUCCGUGGAUUCUGACAAUCAGCAAAAUAAAAAAGUUGAAGGUGGCUAUGAAUGUAAAUACUGUACUUUCCAAACUCCAGAUCUAAAUAUGUUUACUUUUCAUGUGGAUUCAGAACAUCCCAAUGUAGUGCUAAAUUCAUCCUAUGUUUGUGUUGAAUGCAAUUUUCUUACCAAAAGGUAUGAUGCACUUUCUGAGCAUAAUCUGAAAUAUCACCCAGGAGAAGAGAAUUUUAAGUUGACUAUGGUAAAACGAAAUAACCAGACAAUCUUUGAACAAACAAUAAAUGAUCUGACUUUUGAUGGUAGUUUUGUUAAGGAGGAGAAUUCAGAGCAAGCUGAAUCUACAGAAGUUUCUUCUUCAGGAAUAUCUAUCAGUAAAACUCCUAUCAUGAAAAUGAUGAAAAAUAAAGUGGAGAACAAACGGAUUACAGUUCAUCGUAAUUCAACUGAGGAUGUCCCGGAAGAGAAAGAGAAUGAAAUCAAACCAGACCGUGAAGAAACUGUGGAAAAUCCAAGCUCUUCAGCUUCUGAAUCAAAUGCAAGUACUUCUGUUGUAAACAGAAUCCACCCACAUGCUGCCAGCACGGUUGUAGCCCCGGCAGCAGUUCUUCCUGGGUUAGCACAGGUGAUCACGGCAGUAUCAGCUCAGCAGAAUUCCAGUUUGAUUCCCAAAGUCCUAAUCCCUGUUAAUAGCAUUCCUACCUACAAUGCUGCAUUGGAUAACAACCCCCUUUUGCUUAACACCUACAGCAAAUUCCCUUAUCCAACAAUGUCAGAGAUAACUGUUCUUUCUGCUCAAGCAAAAUAUACAGAGGAACAGAUCAAGAUAUGGUUUUCAGCCCAACGUCUAAAACACGGUGUUAGCUGGACUCCCGAGGAAGUAGAGGAGGCAAGAAGGAAACAAUUCAACGGAACAGUACACACUGUACCUCAGACCAUAACUGUCAUUCCUACCCACAUCUCUGCGGGGAGUAAUGGUUUACCAUCCAUCUUACAGACAUGCCAAAUAGUUGGCCAGCCGGGUCUGGUCCUCACACAAGUAGGUGGCACGAACACCUUGCCAGUAACAGCACCUAUAGCCUUGACAGUGGCAGGGGUUCCAAAUCAAACGAAUGUACAGAAAAGUCAGGUCCCCGCUACUCAGCCAACCGCAGAAACCAAGCCAGCAACAGCAGCAGUCCCCUCCUCUCACCUGGUCAAACACGAAGCCACGUUGGCAAACCCUGAUUCAUUUGGCAAUCGGGCUAAAAAGACUAAAGAGCAGCUGGCAGAAUUAAAAGUCAGCUACCUGAAGAAUCAGUUUCCCCAUGAUGCUGAAAUUAUCAGACUGAUGAAAAUCACAGGACUGACCAAAGGAGAGAUUAAAAAAUGGUUUAGUGACACAAGGUACAACCAGAGAAAUUCAAAGAGUAAUCAGUGCUUACAUCUCAACAAUGACUCCUCUGCCACUAUCAUCAUAGACUCUAGCGAUGAAACCACAGAAUCCCCAGCUGUUGUGACUUCACAGCAGAAACAGUCCUGGAAUCCUCUUCCCGACUUUACUCCCCAGAAGUUUAAAGAGAAGACAGCAGAGCAGCUUCGUGCCCUGCAGGCAAGUUUUCUCAACAGCUCCGUACUUACAGAAGAAGAACUAAAUAGGUUAAGAGCGCAAACCAAACUCACCAGAAGGGAAAUUGAUGCUUGGUUUACAGAGAAGAAAUCAAAAGCUUUAAAGGAAGAGAAAGUGGAAGCAGAGGAAAGCAAUGCAGGUAGUUCCAAAGAAGAAGCUGGAGAAACUUCUCCUGGAGAUGAAUCUAGUGCACCUAAGUCAGGGAGUGCUGGCAAGAUAUGUAAGAAAACACCCGAGCAGCUGCACAUGCUUAAGAGUGCGUUUGUCCGAACACAGUGGCCGUCGCCAGAAGAGUAUGACAAGCUGGCUGAAGAAAGCGGGCUUGCUAGAACAGACAUAGUUAGUUGGUUUGGGGACACCCGUUAUGCUUGGAAAAAUGGAAACUUAAAAUGGUACUACUACUAUCAAAGCGCCAAUUCAAGUAGCAUGAAUGGUCUGUCUUCUCUUAGGAAAAGGGGGAGAGGGAGACCAAAAGGCAGGGGGAGAGGAAGACCUCGUGGGCGGCCCAGAGGAGGCAAGAGAAUGAGCAACUGGGACCGGGGGCCGUCCCUCAUCAAAUUUAAAACUGGAACUGCAAUACUUAAGGAUUAUUACCUGAAGCACAAAUUUCUUAAUGAGCAAGACCUCGAUGAACUUGUUAACAGAUCACAUAUGGGUUACGAGCAGGUCAGAGAAUGGUUUGCCGAAAGACAGAGAAGAUCCGAGUUAGGUAUAGAAUUAUUUGAGGAAAACGAGGAGGAAGAUGAAGUUAUUGAUGAUCAGGAAGAGGAGGAAGAAGAAACAGAUGACAGUGACACUUGGGAACCCCCACGACAUGUGAAGCGGAAGCUUUCUAAAUCAGAUGACUGAAAUCUGCCUAAAACGUUGGAGGAGAAUCAAUUCUUCAACUCCAGAUGUCUGAUUUACUGUGAAUGGCCCAAUCUUUGAUGACAUUGAAAACGUUUGGGGGCAUAUACAAUCUCAAAAACUAGGAUCCAAUACCCAAAAGAAAUGGAAUUCAGUGUUGUGCCAAAGUUAAACUACUGCAAAUGGUAGAAGUCCUGCAAUGUACAUAGAACACUAAUUAAAAAACAACCUGUACAAAUUCAGAUUUUAAUACAGUACAUUUUUAUUCUGAUAUGAUGGAGACAUUCUGAUUCUUAGACUUUCUGAGGGAGUUUAAUGACCACUAGAGCUUGUCCUCAUAUUUUUUUCAGCUUAAUACUGUAUGUCUCAUAAGAUGGGCCUUAUUGCCUGUAUUCUUUGAUAUGUGAUUAAGCCUGUAGCUUUCAGUGACCAAACAUUUUACAGAGUAGAAAUUGUUAGAAGCAGGAAAAAGAAAAAUCUGAUUUAUUUCUAUAUCUCAUUUAUCAGGCCCUGCACUAAGAUUAAGAGUUGUGCAUGGGUUUAUAUAAUUUCAAUGUAAGUAAAAAACUAUUGACACAUGUUGGAGCAAAGAGGUUUUGUGGUAUCAUUGGCGCUUAAUGAUUUGACCUUUCAUUGAACACAUUCAUGGGUUCCACUAUUACUAUUUGUAAUACUCCCUUACUGUUUUUCAUUAGAAACUGAAUUAGCUUUUUUUAAAACCGAACAUAAUCAGUACUGAAGAAGGGAAAGAAACUGGCAUAGGAAUUUCAAGAAGGUG
This is a messenger RNA of Budorcas taxicolor (takin), 3394 nucleotides long. RefSeq names its product zinc fingers and homeoboxes 1 (gene ZHX1). The coding region runs from base 1 to 2619 and encodes 872 amino acids. The record is from RefSeq and is a predicted model, not a curated record. Gene Ontology annotation, cellular component: nucleus. The transcript has 2 exons. Lineage: Eukaryota; Metazoa; Chordata; Mammalia; Artiodactyla; Bovidae. Gene Ontology annotation, molecular function: DNA binding; DNA-binding transcription factor activity, RNA polymerase II-specific. Gene Ontology annotation, biological process: regulation of transcription by RNA polymerase II.